Messenger RNA from Volvox carteri f. nagariensis, 1650 nucleotides. RefSeq lists its product as uncharacterized. Gene Ontology annotation, molecular function: polyubiquitin modification-dependent protein binding; metallopeptidase activity; cysteine-type deubiquitinase activity. The record is from RefSeq and is a predicted model, not a curated record. Gene Ontology annotation, biological process: double-strand break repair. The transcript has 16 exons. NCBI's taxonomy places the organism in Eukaryota, Viridiplantae, Chlorophyta, Chlorophyceae, Chlamydomonadales, Volvocaceae. The coding region runs from base 1 to 1650 and encodes 549 amino acids. Gene Ontology annotation, cellular component: BRISC complex; BRCA1-A complex.
AUGUGGGGAAAGAUGGCCGACGGGCCUCGCUACCUGCUUUCACCAUCCUCCUUCGGACCAACAUAUUUCGAGCUCUCGAUUCCGAACCGGGUCAUCUUUGGAGACGACGGCGGCGGCACGGCAGCCGACGGCGACGACGAGUACGACUGCGAGGGGCCCGCCCGGCAUAACAACGAUUUCGGCAACGACAGCGACGGCUUCCCUCUGCGGUUGCGGCUGUGGAGAUCCAAAUUGCAUCGCAUCGAGCGCGAGGAUUGCAAGCAGGUACAGGGGGAAGGUCUUCAGGAGAAGCUCAAGCAAGGACCAGCAGCUGUACCGUACGACGUCUUCGUAAGGAUGAGCCUUGAUAGAGUGGAGGUGACGCAAGAGGUUCUCCUGGCGGUCCUCAGCCACGCGCACUCGACCGAGGCCGAGGAGGUCAUGGGGCUGUUGCUGGGGGAUAUCACGGACGACUCCUCUACGGGCGGCGCGGUGGUGUGCCGGGUGUCGUUGGCUUUUCCGCAGAUCCGUACCGAUAGACGGAAGGACCGUGUGGAGACCUCCCCCGAGCAGAUGGCUCGCUGCUCAGCGCACGCGGAACGACUGAGUCGUGAGACGGGACUGCGCACCCGGGUAGUGGGCUGGUACCACAGCCACCCGCACAUCACAGUGCUGCCUUCACACGUCGACGUGCGAACACAGGCCAUGUACCAGUUGCUGGACCCUGGCUUCGUGGGCCUUAUCGUCUCCACCUUCAAUAGGGACGCGGCAUCGCAGACGUCCACUGUACAGUUGUUAACCUUUCCGUCCCUGUUUGCCCACAUGCUCAUCAAUCGCCUCUCUUUCAUGCCUACUCAACGGCAGCUGACAGCAUUCCAGUCGCUACCAGACGGGGCCAUCGUCCCCGUUGCUGGUGGUGUUGGUGCUGGUGCUGGCAACAGCGACGGCAGCAGCAGCAGCAGUGGUGGUGGUCUAGUCCGCAGCAUUGUGCAUAGUCCCACGGGACCUUUGGUUCGCAAGGAGGUCCGCGUAUCUGUCGUCCCCUCCGUUACCUCUCUGGAGCGCUCCUUCUCGGACCUGCUGGUGGUGCAGAAGAUUCUGCUGAUGGAAGAGAACGAGUUGACCGAGGUGCAUCACGCAGGAGUGUACCAGGCGCACUUGGUACGGCUCGUGGAGACGUCCCUGCGACCCGCCCUGGUGUCUGUGGCGGCACUUGUGGCCCAGCAGCGCGCUCAGGAACAGCAGCUGAGGGCGCAGCUGAGCGACGCAGAUAAGGCCCUACUACGCUUUAUUUUCAGCGGCAAUACAAGCUUUUGGAGUAAGCCCGCAGUGGCCAUCCGGAUAGGCUUUGGGACCGCCCCCUGGCGCUGCGUCAACCGCUGCCAGACACAGUAUUUUCCUACCCUGGCGGAUUGCGCUCCCGACUGUACAUCCCAGGUGUACUGUACCGCGACAGGAACUGUUCCAGCGUAUUCCUGGUCCAUUCCUUGUUGCGCACUGAGCCUCUUCGACCAGACAUCUGCGUACGAUACGUUCCCAGCUCCAGCGCAACCCUGGUGCAGUACGUACCCACCCUGGUACUUUGAGGACGUCUACUUCAGCGAUUCAUUCACCACUAACGCUGUACUACCCGAUCGAAGCGGCCCCAACGGCACAACGUUUGACCUGUAA